Messenger RNA from Hydra vulgaris (swiftwater hydra), 4441 nucleotides. Its product is annotated as rho guanine nucleotide exchange factor 10. Gene Ontology annotation, biological process: positive regulation of stress fiber assembly; actin cytoskeleton organization. The record is from RefSeq and is a predicted model, not a curated record. NCBI's taxonomy places the organism in Eukaryota, Metazoa, Cnidaria, Hydrozoa, Anthoathecata, Hydridae. Gene Ontology annotation, molecular function: guanyl-nucleotide exchange factor activity; protein binding.
UUUUUUAUUAGCUUGGCUUUAAAACACAAUGAAUAAAAAUAAUGUCAUUGAUAGCGAAAAUACUAGUACUUAUGAGUUAUUAAAGGCUUUUGAAGAUGAUAAGAGAGCACAUAGUCUUAGUAACAUUAAAAAGUCAUCUCUGUUUAAUGAAAAUAUGAGAGCAAGUCUUGUUGGAUUUAAAGAUGGGGUACCUGGAAAGUACAGUGGAUAUGUAUCUAGUAAAAAUUGUGUCAAUGAUAAUAAUAAAACAAAUCUACAAGAUAAAUGUUUUGAGAUUGAUCUUCCUACACCUAUACCACCACCACGAAAUCGCAGAAAUAAUCUAAGUAAAAGGUCAAUUAGAUCUCGAUCAAGUUCAAACUCAGUUAAAUUAUUGUCAAUAACUAAAACUAGGGCAAAAUCAAAGAAUUAUAAUGAAGUUGGUAUUGAUGUAGGGAAUGAUAAAGAAUACAUUGAAAAUGGAAUUAGAUUUGUUAAUCCAGAAUCAGGUGUUUCAAACUGUUCAGAAAAUCCUAAUAUUUUUUCAAUACCUGCUCUUAGUUUUGAAAAGACAUCAAGCUAUAAUGAGUUAAGCGAUUCAGGAGAAUCAUCAGAUCUUACCAAAGAUGGUAGUAAAAAUUAUGAAGCUAUUGAUGAAAACCAUGAGAUGUUUGAUGACGAUUUGUCUUCAAUUGAUUCUGACUAUGACACUAUAAGUGACAGUGUAGUCAAUGAGAUUUUCUCAAAACCUCCACUUCCACCCAGAAAAAAUGCAAUUUUUGAAAGUCUUGCUGAAGUAGAUCAUGAUAGAGAAGCGUAUAUACCAAUUUACACAAAUGAAGAACCUGCUACUCUUCCACCAAUAAUAGAAAAUGCAGAUGAAAAUCAAAUAAAACGUUAUACAAUCAUAAAAUGUAUUUUGGAUAAUGAACGUAUUUAUAUGAAAAAUUUAAGCAAGCUUAUAUUGGAGUACGAAGAGCCACUCAAAGAAAACAGAAUUAUUGGUUUGGAUCGAAUCAAAGUAAUAUUUAAACAUGUUCGUGAAAUUUAUCAAUGCCAUCAACUGUUUAAUAUGGCUUUGAGUGAUCGUGCAAAUAACUGGCAGAAUUCAGAUGCAAUUGGUGAUAUAAUAUAUGCAUCAUUUUCAAAAUCUCUGGUGCUUAAGGCUUAUAGUUCAUUUGUAUGUCAUUUUCAUAAUGCAAUGGAUAGCAUUAAAGAAACAUGCAGGCUUGUUCCAAGUUUUCUAAAUUUUUUGAAGUAUCGUCAUUAUCUCCAUAAUCACCAGUCUUUAUACCAUUUAAUGAGGCAACCAUUGAUGGUUAUUCCACAGCUUGUUGUCUUGGUUCAAGCCCUUAUGAAAGUUACUCCAUUUCCACAUUCAGAUAGGCUGGCAUUGCAAAUGUCUUUAACACAGCUAGAAUGUUUGUCUGAAACUCUAGCAGAAAAAAGAAGAGAUACUUUAUUGAAACAUAAAGUGAAGCAACUUGAUAUGCACUGUAUUGGCCUUUCAAAGUCAUUUGCAUCAAGUAAAAGAUAUUUUGUGCGACAAGAUAAUAUGAUACAAUGUGUUAUUAAAGAUGGAAGUAUAGUAAAGGCAAAACAUCGCCAAUUGUUUAUGUUAAGUGACAUGUUGGUAUGUGCAAGUCUUUUACAUAAACACCAAAAAUUAAAGAGAAUGUCCAGCAAAAGAUACGAAGUCAAAUGGUGUGUGCCAAUUAUUGAUGUUGAUGUAACUCAAGAAGGAAAAGGUGUCUCUUUAAGCAUGAUACAAAACAAGAAUUUUAAUAAGCAAUCUAUUUUUUCAAACUGUCCUACUUCUGAAAGAAUUAAUGAUAUGCAACAUGAUAUUACUGUGAUUGGUCAAAUAUGUGGUCUUGUCACCACACUUAAAAGAUCUUACAAGUUUAUGGAUGUCCAUAAAGUAAAUGAAUGGUUUAAGGACGUAAACAAUGUUUUGCGAGGAGAGAUGGCACUUGCAAAGAUGCAUUGGAUUGAGUUAUCUAUACCAGAUAUAAAUAAUGGAAAUGACAGAGUAACAUACUUAUUUAAUGUUCAUACACCUAUCAAAAAGAUAGAAUGGCUAGCAGAGUUAGAAAAUGUAAAACUUCAUCUUUCACUUGAUAAUAAUCCUGGUUGGUAUAUGCAAGGAGAAAGUCUUUCAGCUGGUGAGACUGCAGUUUUACGUAGAACUCUUCCAUUAAUAGCAAAAAGAAUUCCAUUUCAUUCGAUUGAUUCAAAAUAUACAGUAGAAACAGUUUUGGAAAUACCUUACACCAACACUGCUAAUUCCAUUUUGUGGGUGUUUUCUGGCACAGAACACAUAGGUAUUGUUACCAUAAUUGAAAUGACAUCUGUCAUGUCACCUGAGCCUUCUAUUUUUGAUAGUUUUGUUGCUUGUGAAUCAAGAAUUUGUUGUGCUGAAAUAGUAAAAGAAACGGAUGGCUUUACAAUAUGGAUAGGAACAAUUUCUGGAGAAAUUUUGAUAUAUACAACACAUAGUUUACAAAUGAAAAAGUUGUUUUUUAAAACCAAAGUUAAAGAUUCAGCUGUCAGUAUGAAAUUUUCUGAAGAUAAAUUAUUUGUUGGUCUUGCUAACGGCAUGUUAUCAUGUUUUCGAAGAAAAUUGAAUGGCAGUUGGGAUAUUGCCAAUCCCACACUUAUUUGGUUGGGGAUACAGUCAGUGAUGUGUUUGCUAGAUGUAAAUGAAUAUCUUUGGUGUGCUGUUGGCACGCAUAUAAAUAUUUUAGACACACAAACACUUGGGAUAAAGCAAAAAAUUGAUACAAGUGACAAUGUUAAACAAGCUGUAAGACAUCUAACUUUAUGUGGCAUGGGAGUUUGGACAUCACAUUGGAAAUCAUCAAAUUUAACUCUUUAUCACAUUGAAACACAUGACCUUUUGCAGACAAUAACUGUGACUACUCCGCUGUCACGCAUGAAAAAUGAUAUUAACCUUCUACCUGAUUCAAACUUGGAUAAAGUAUAUGUUACAUCCUUACUAGCAAAGGAAGGUUUCCUUUGGGUGGGCUUGAAUAGUGGGUUAAUAAUAACAUAUCCUCUACCUCGAUUGGGAGGUAUUCCAACUGUGUCAGGACAAGCUUGUAUAUCUUUUCAUGCACACAAAGAAGCAGUUAAAUACUUUCAUGCUUUUAAAACUCAAUCUAAUAAAAGACAUGAGGAUCUUCAAAAUGCAGCUCGAAAUAGUGUUUUAAGCGAUUCAAAUGCUUCACCUGAACAAAGUGAUUUACACGAGCGAAGUAGUGAUUCUGGUGACUUUUUACAAGCUGAGGAACCCUAUUACUUUACAGUUGAGGCUGAUGUUAAUGUAGCCACAAAUGAGUUUGAUGAACUGUCAAGUUGCACAUUAAAAAUUAAUGAUAAAAAUAUUUGUCUUGAUGAACCAAAAAAAUUUUCAACAAACUUUUCACAUUUUUCUAAACAAGCUAAUAAUGAUUAUGAAUAUUGUCAAAAAUUUUCUAAAACAGAUAGUUUUGAUAAAAGUAGAGAUGAAAUAGAUAGUUUGGAUAAAGGUAGAGAUAAAUUUGAUAGCGAUAGUAAGUUUGCUAACGAAAACCUUGAAAAUAAUCCAACAGACAAAGAUUGCACUGCAAAUACUUCACAAAUGUCAGAAACUUUUUUUACAUCAGUCGAUGUAAUCAGUUUGCCAUUUUCAAAUCAAUCAAAUGAAAAUCAAUCAGUUAUCAAUAGUUUGUUAUCAAAUGAAAUUACUAAAAACUUAAUUGAGUUCUCUCUUGACAAUCAUAACAAGCUAAUACCUAAUUUACUAGCAGAAGACGAUAUUAAUUAUGAAGCAAAAAAUCCUAAAAAGUUGACUAAAAAUGAUGAGUCUGCUGAAGCAGAAUCAUUUUCUGAAUUUAAGAAUAAUCAUACAGAUUACACAUUUUGUAACAAUAUGUGUCAAUCGUCUAGCUAUGAGCACCCUAUUGAUAUAUCUGAACUGUCUUAUGCAAUUAUCGAUAAAAGUACAAAGUUUAAUUCAAAUCAAUCAUGUUCAAGUUCCAAUACUAACGAAGUUAUUGUUUUAGAUGAUUUGUACAAGGAACUUCCUUUGCCUGCAGUCCCAACAUAUUCUAUGAAAUCUCAAGAAUCAGAUUACAUGUCACUUUUAAAUUCUCCUGUAAGUAGUUCUGUAACAUCUAUGAUUGGUAUCAAUGCUUAUGAGAAAGAAAUAUCAAUAAACAGUUCUCAUGAAGUUUCAGAAGAUGUAACUAAUGAUAACUAUUAUGCAUCUUUGACUGAAGUCUCAAAGCAGGAUGAAGACAUUCACAGAGAAUUACUUUUAUCGCCGUGGUAUGUGGUUAGUAUGGGUUUGGGUCAUGUUGAUCUCAGAAAUACUCGACGUAUUUCAUCAAACGUAGAUCUUUUUAAAACGUACACCGAUGACAUAAAAGUUCAGUUGUUUCUUUGGAAAUUAACUUCUUAAAGUCAAUUUCUUAUUAAA